This is a messenger RNA of Tetrahymena thermophila SB210, 459 nucleotides long. RefSeq names its product hAT family dimerization protein. NCBI's taxonomy places the organism in Eukaryota, Ciliophora, Oligohymenophorea, Hymenostomatida, Tetrahymenidae. The transcript has a single exon. The record is from RefSeq and is a predicted model, not a curated record. Gene Ontology annotation, molecular function: protein dimerization activity.
AUGAUUGAGAGCUUAGAAGAUGAACUGAAUUAAAUAUCUAAAAUAAAAACAAUUGAAAAUGAAGAUAAUCUAAUUGGAAGUCUUAAAAAACUAAAAAUAGAAGAAAAUUAGAGAAAAGAGAAACAGAUUCAAUACUAUCAGAUGAGUAUUAAGAUUCAGAAAUUGUUGAUUACAAUAUAGAAUUCUAGAAAUAAGCACUUAAAGAUGAAAUUAAGCUUUAAAUAUCUUAGAGAGAGAGUUGAUAAUAGUUUAUACAACACUAAAACAAGGUCUUUUGAACUAGAGUUUUAUUAUAAAAAUUAAAAUACAUACCCUAAUCUAACACUACUAGCUAAAAAAUACUUUGUAUUAUAAGCAACUACUGCAGAACAGGAAAGCAAAAAAAUUAGUUUUUCAUAAAAAAUUAAAAGACCUUUCCUUUAAAUAAAAUCACAGGUAGAUCUGUCAGAUAAAUUCUGA